Messenger RNA from Paramuricea clavata, 570 nucleotides. The record is from the annotation of a GenBank genome assembly. NCBI's taxonomy places the organism in Eukaryota, Metazoa, Cnidaria, Anthozoa, Malacalcyonacea, Plexauridae.
AUGGUAUAUAUAUUUGAUGAUUUGCGUCCUUGUGCCCUUUUAUCAUUUAUUUCUUUGUUUCUAGUAAUGGCCUUCCAAUAUCCCCAAUACCGAGAAAAAGUCGGACAAUUAUGCCCAAUCCCAGGUGCUAGGGGCAAUUGGUCUGGAUGGCAGAAAGUAAUGGUCCAGGAGCAAAAUCUUAAUGGUGACUACAGGAACCGGAACGCGAAUCAUGUGGGCUCGUAUAGAUCGGGAAGAAAUUUUCCAGGUCGUCGAGUAUGUGGAAUAUAUGAAUGGAAGGUAAAACGUGAGGAAGACGAGAUAGUGGUUUACGUUGGAAGCUCGUGCAAUGACGGAAAUUCACCUUUGAAGGACAGAAUCCUUCAAUAUUGCAGAAAUGGUUCGCAUAAAAGUGAUCUCAUCAAUGAUACCUUGAGUAAAGGAUACGAUCUGUAUGUUAGAUGGAGAGAGUUUUCAGGCGUCGGUGAAUCUAUGGAGGCCGAAAAUUUUCUUCUUCAGAGGUACAAUUAUGCCUGGAACUUACGGGAUAAUGGAAUAAGGGCGCCACUAGUGGGUGCACUGCAUAUGUAG